GGUGAGCUUAGCUGCCGGGGCCCGCGCCCGGCAGCCAGGAGCGGGGACACAGAGAGGGGCAUUCGCCGUGGACACGACGCUCCGGGGGGUGGGCCCUUGCUCGGGUGCUCGUCAUGGUGAUAAUAUCAGCCACGGCGACUGUGGAGCUGCUGGUCCAGCCCUCCCAGAGUACAGUGUGGACAGGCCUCCCAUCCUCUUCCUCGUUCCGUCCUUCCUCAGACUUCACACGCAACCUAGGAGGAUUUGGCGGUGCAGGAGAACACCUUCACGUUUCUGUCCUACUUGUCAAAAUCAAGUUAAAGCAACGUAUAUAAGAGAUCUGCUUCACUUCAAGUUUAACUUAUAAAGAAAGAAGAUGGUUCAUUCUGAAGUGGAAUCCUCAAAACCUUAUUCAGCUUCUGCAUCCAGCUGUGGACAUGCUAACAUGACAGAGAAAGGUCAGACGAUGGGGAUCGAGAACAACCUGUAUAGCCAGUAUGAGGAGAAGGUGCGCCCCUACAUUGACCUCAUUGACUCCCUCCGGGCCCUGGGCGUGGAGCAGGACUUGGCCCUGCCUGCCAUCGCCGUCAUUGGGGACCAGAGCUCAGGCAAGAGCUCUGUGCUGGAAGCUCUGUCAGGAGUCGCCCUUCCCAGAGGCAGCGGUAUUGUGACAAGAUGUCCUCUGGUGCUAAAACUGAAAAAACUUGUGCACGGAGAAGAGUGGAAGGGCAAGAUCAGCUACCGGGACCUCGAGAUCAAGAUUUCAGAUGCUUUGGAGGUGGAAGAGGAGGUCAGGAAAGCCCAGACCAUCAUUGCCGGGGAAGGGAUGGGAAUCAGCCAUGAGCUAAUUAAUCUGGAGAUCAGCUCCCCACACGUACCAGAUCUGACUCUAAUAGACCUUCCUGGGAUAACCAGAGUGGCUAUGGGCAACCAGCCUGCUGACAUUGGAUAUCAGAUCAAGACACUCAUCAGGAAGUAUAUCCAAAGGCAGGAGACCAUCAACUUGGUGGUGGUCCCCAGUAACGUGGACAUUGCCACUACAGAAGCGCUGAGCAUGGCUCAGGAGGUGGACCCUGAAGGAGACAGGACCAUAGGAAUCUUGACAAAGCCUGAUCUGGUGGACAAAGGUACAGAAGACAAGGUGGUGGACGUGGUGCGGAACCUGGUGUACCACCUGAAGAAAGGUUACAUGAUCGUCAAGUGCCGUGGUCAGCAGGACAUCCAGGACCAGCUGAGCCUGGCCACGGCUCUGCAGAGAGAGAAGGACUUCUUUGAGGACCACCCGCAGUUCAGGGACCUUCUGGAGGAAGGUCGGGCCACGAUUCCCUGCCUGGCAGAAAGACUGACAACUGAGCUCAUCACACACAUCUGCAAAUCUCUGCCCAUGUUAGAAAAUCAAAUAAAAGAGUGUCACCAGAAAAUAACAGAGGAAUUACAGAAAUACGGCACCGACAUACCAAAUGAGGAGAAUGAAAAAAUGUUGUUUCUGAUUGAUAAAAUUAAUGUAUUUAAUCAGGACAUCAAUGCUUUACUACAAGGGGAAGAAACCGUGGGGGAUGAAGAUACCCGGCUGUUCACCAAACUCCGGAGUGAGUUCCGCAAGUGGAGUGAUGUGAUUGAAGCUAAUUUCAAAAAAAGUUAUGAUGUUAUAUGUAGAAGAAUCUGGACAUUUGAAACUCAGUAUCGUGGCAGAGAACUGCCAGGAUUUGUGAAUUAUAGGACAUUUGAGGCCAUCGUAAAACAGCAAAUAAAAGCUCUGGAAGAGCCAGCUGUGGAUAUGCUGCACAGGGUGACUGAUAUGGUUCGGCUCGCAUUCACAGAUGUUUCCACAAAAAAUUUUGUUGAAUUCUUUAACUUCCACAGAACCACCAAGUCUAAAAUUGAAGACAUUAGAUUAGAACAAGAGAAUGAAGCUGAGAAGUCAAUCCGACUUCACUUCCAGAUGGAGCAGAUUGUCUACUGCCAGGAUCACGUGUACAGCGGUGCCUUACAGAAGGUCAGAGAGGAGAAAAUGGAAGAAGAGAAGAAGAAACUGUCCAAUAGUCUGUUCACUAGCACCCCUUCUUUAUCAGACUCUUCCCUGGCUGAAAUCUUCCAGCACCUGAUGGCCUACCACCAGGAGGUCAGCAACCGCAUCUCCAGCCACAUCCCUCUGACCAUCCAGUUCUUCGUCCUCCAGACCUACGGCCAGCUGCUGCAGAAGAGCAUGCUGCAGCUCCUACAGGACAAGGACACCUACAGCUGGCUCUUGAAGGAGCGAAAUGACACUAGUGACAAGAGGAAGUUCCUGAAGGAGCGGCUGGCACGGCUGGCCCAGGCUCGGCGCCGGCUCGCCAAAUUCCCUGGGUAAAUGGGUUCUCCAUCCAGCUCCGUGUCUCCCAGGCACAUCUCCAGGGAGAAGGGGCUCCACACCAUUCCUGAUAGCUGUGCCAUUAUUAGUUAUCCAUGUAGCAGGUAUUUAAAUAGUCAGACUUUGUAGUCACAGCCUCUGCUUAUCCAUUAGCUGAUGAGGACGUAGUGAGAAGCUACCACGUCCAGUGCUGGUACAGAGGCCCUGCCCUCAGGUGUGGUCUAGAUCGGAUGAAUGUGCCCCUUUCCUUACUAAGAAAAUGACUGUCAGCCCUCAGGAUCCUUCCCCUACUCUGAACUGUCCCCUUCUCUUUAUUAGAAGCCGAGGCAGGGGCCGAGCCCGUGGCGCACUUGGUAGAGUGCUGCGCUGGGAGCGCGGCGACGCUCCCGCCGCGGGUUCGGAUCCCAUAUAGGACUGACCGGUGCACUCACUGGCUGAGUGCCGGUCACGAAAAAAAAAAAAAAAAAAAAAAAAGAAGCCGAGGCAGGCCAAGCAUCCUAGAAGAGUUGUUGCCUGGUCUUGUGACGUCCUGUCACACCCCAGUGAUUUAGGAGCAUCAGUCCCCAUAUGAGCACCAGUAGGAGCCAUGUCCCAUCCCUUUGUAAUAAACUUGUUUCUAGCAGACAUUUGAUAUUUGAUAUUUUGGGGGAAGCCUAAAGACGGCAGCAGGUAGGAGUAACGUGAAGCACACUGGACACAAUGUCUCCCUACCCCCUGCUGGGUAGGAAUGGGGUCUGAUUGUUCCCUAGAGACUAAAGGGAGAUGGGAACAAACUCAGAAAAAGGAAAGAGCGUGUGAAGGCAGUGGCAUUCAUUGCUUAUAGUGUUCACUGAUCAAGUGUCCGAUUGGUUUAGUCACUGGGUACCUAGCAUGGAGUUGGAAAACUAUAGAUGCUGGUGAAGAAAAGGCGCUAGCAGGACUUUGCAUGCAGAUGCUCUGGCUGGGGAGGGGUCUGGGAAGCCGCGAAAGUGGAAUAUUAACCAUGAAGUUAAUGGAGGGAACCGUGGCUUCCUGACUGUUCUCUGUUCUAGCAGGGGGAGAGGGGAAGCUCGCAGACACGCCACUGCACCCUACACCUGAUCCUCCGAGAACCGUGGCUCCAAGUCAGGGCUGCUGCGGGGCCACGAGGCCACGUGGACUCAAGGGCAGGAAAUUGAACAGUGGGCUAUGGAUGGAGGGGACAUGAGAGGACCCGACACCAUGUACUUUAAAGGGAGAGUGGAAGGUCACGAACACCUGAGCCUAGAAAAGAGAAGGCCAGGGGCUGAUUAGAGGGGAGGUGUGAGGACCAGU
This is a messenger RNA of Cynocephalus volans (Philippine flying lemur), 3622 nucleotides long. RefSeq names its product MX dynamin like GTPase 1 (gene MX1). The record is from RefSeq and is a predicted model, not a curated record. Gene Ontology annotation, molecular function: GTPase activity; GTP binding; microtubule binding. Gene Ontology annotation, cellular component: membrane; nucleus; microtubule. Gene Ontology annotation, biological process: defense response to virus. Bases 356 to 2329 code for a protein of 657 amino acids. Lineage: Eukaryota; Metazoa; Chordata; Mammalia; Dermoptera; Cynocephalidae. The transcript has 16 exons.